AUGCGCUUCACUGUGCAGUUCCGCGCCGUCUAUGCCAUACUGGUGUUCUUCCUUACAGCCUGUACCCUGGCGCUGGCGAACCCUGAGAUCCACGCGACGCUAAGCCUAGAUAAAUUAUCGCAAGAUGAUCAUUCGAGUCAGAAGCCUAUUGCAGUUUUGGACGCAGGCUUGCCAAACGCCUUCCCUGCACACCAGCCCAUGCAGGCAGCAUCCGAUGCGGUCUCAGCUGAGCGACCCAUCGGCAAGAUGGUUGUUGCUGUCGUCGUGUCGGGGGUACUCUUCGGGCUGGGCAUGGGUAUAUGA
This is a messenger RNA of Ascochyta rabiei, 303 nucleotides long. RefSeq lists its product as uncharacterized. Bases 1 to 303 code for a protein of 100 amino acids. The record is from RefSeq and is a predicted model, not a curated record. NCBI's taxonomy places the organism in Eukaryota, Fungi, Ascomycota, Dothideomycetes, Pleosporales, Didymellaceae. The transcript has 2 exons.